CCGUUUAACGUAAGUACGGCUCUGAUACGGUAUCGUUGCAUAAUAGUCCGCAUCGUGCUGUCAUGCUCACGUUGCGACGAAGCAUACACGUGCAUAUCCCAGUGAAACGCGGAAUGUGUUUGUGAUUAAAUCGAAAAUUGUGACUGUCUUUACUUGUUAAUAUCAAUUAUCGUCAUCAUAAUUAAUACGUGAAUAUUGAAAAAAAUGAAUUUUACAUCAGAUAUGAAGUUUGCAUACGCGUAUACAUAAAGGUUUUCGUAAGCGAAUAAAAUUUGCAUUACAGGAAUUUAUUAAGACUGUAUUAUUUAUUUCAAAAAAGCUUCUGACUGUUUAUUGGUAUGACUUUUAUAAAUUGUAUAUUUAAAGGAAGCAACAAUGUGAUUUAUUUUCUCGUUAAAUAAAUUAAUUUUUUGAGUGUCAUCGUACGCGUUCAGUGAUAUGGAUCGAUGAUUAUAUACCUAUAGACUUUUACAAAUUCAUAUUAUAUAACGCAUAAAUGGUGAUAUGCAAAAAAGAAUUAUUAAUUCCGUCGUGCAGAAAGAUACCUAUAUGUUUUUGCAUAAUUUCUCACUUUUGACAUUAUAAUCCAGACGGAUUCAAGAGUCGACUGUAAAUAUUUGUAAGCGGAAAUAUAUUUUUUCAUCAGAUAUACAUCAAGACUCCGAUCGUAUCAGCUCUAUACCACGACGCAUGCGUGAGACGGACUCGUUCGCGCGCACGUGAUCAAACCUUGGAUACAUUUAUGGUAUUUUUGUCUCUGGUCUAUUGGUACCGAUUCAUCGUAUCGUUCAGCCGAUUAAUCAGUCAGCCGGCCGUCCAAUUAUCCAUGCGGCAUGCGCGCGGCAGCGAGACUUCCUUCGCCGGCUUUGACUCACGACUGCCACUUCGUAAGUGCCGGUUAUCAGCAAGCAAAGUCCGUCGACGGACCUCAACUUGAGUCUGUCAGUUUCGCGUCGCUUGCCUUCGCUGCCUGUAUCUGGUGCCUCUAUAUUAGGUAGUCGCGCGCGCUACGAUGGACCUCUUCGAGAACAUCCCAUGUAUCCCCAAGUUGUAUUACGGAGCGUUACUGGCAGUCGGUUUCUGUAUUUAUUAUCUCUGCGAGGUCGUCAAGACACCCUUGCUGGUUUCUGCCGAUGGGCCAUUCCGAUUAUUUUUGGAAGCGAAUAUUCCGCUCGUACAAAAUAAAUUCUGGCCGACAUUAUGGUGCUUCGAAUCGCGAGCGCAGACCAUUUUAGCCAGUAUCCUAAGAUCCCGAUUAUUACCGCCUGUCAAAUAUCGCAGAGAAAUUCUAACUUUGCGCGACGGUGGUGAAGUGGCAUUGGAUUGGGCCGAAAAAGAUUGCUCCGUUACUUCGCCUAUCGUUAUCAUUUUACCUGGUCUUACGGGUGGUAGUCAAGCGGAAUAUGUCAAAUGUUUGGUAUCAGCCGCAAGAAAAAUUGGAAUACGAUGUGUGACUUUCAACAAUAGAGGUUUAGGCGGGAUGAAAUUGAAGACCCCGCGAACGUAUUGUGCUGCUAAUUAUGAUGACUUAAGUGAAGUUGUAGAACACGUAAGGAAACUUCAUCCUCACGUACCCCUCGGAGCAACUGGAAUCUCCAUGGGAGGGUUGAUCUUAGGCAAUUAUUUGUCACGAGAAGGCUCAACAGCAAGAACAAAAUUAAAAGCAUGUCUUAUUAUCUCAGUACCGUGGAACGUGUUCGAAGCAACAAAGAAUACCGAAGAAAAUUACUUUAAUUUAAUGCUGAAUAAACAUCUAGCUAGUAAUCUACGUCGUACGAUAGAACAAUAUCAUACUUCUGAUGUUGGACCUUUCGAAAGCAUAGAUUUUGAAACGCUUCUAAAGAGCCAAACAAUAAGAGAGUUUGAUUCGCAUUUUACGGCAAAGCACUUUGGAUAUAAAAACGUCGAUGAAUAUUAUCGCGCCGCAACGCUCAAUGAAAAAUUGCAACUGAUCGAAGUUCCUACCUUGUGUCUCAGCGCAGCGGAUGAUCCAUUUCAACCUCUGGAAGCGAUACCUCUGAAAGAAAUACGCAAAACCAAAAACGUGGCCGUAGUAGUAACGUCACGUGGGGGACAUAUUGGUUUUCUAGAAGGUGUUUGGCCAGUCAAGGAGGAACAGUAUAUGGGAAAAUUCUUUUCGCAAUUUUUCGCGGCCAUGUUCACCAGCGGUUUUGACCACUAGCAAAAUAUUUGAUGCAAUUUAUAGAUCAAGUACACGAUACAUCACAUAUAUCAAUGUUGAUUGUCUCGCUAUCGUCGAAAGAUACGAGUUACGAUAUUGUUUAUCUGUUUUAAUUUUUCCAUAAAUUGAAGCGUGAUCGUAUAUAUUUUAAUUAAAAUAAUUUCUCAUUACAUUCCGAUAUCACAUUUUAACGUAAAGCUUGGAACUAAAGUUAUACUUUAGUCGCUUAGAAAGUGUAAAUAAUUCCAAGUUCUGUUACAUUUUAUUAUGAUUAUUAAAUGAAUUCAAUGUUUAUUGAAUAAAAGUGUUUGCCAAUUUUAAUAUUGCAAUUUUAGCAAUAGUGAACACACAUUGAAUUUAUCCUCGGGUAUAUCAAUAGUUAAUAAAAAUUGACUUUUAUAAGAA
Nylanderia fulva is the source of this 2587-nucleotide messenger RNA. It is a transcript of the gene Hydr1, whose product is annotated as abhydrolase domain containing Hydr1. Gene Ontology annotation, biological process: medium-chain fatty acid catabolic process; medium-chain fatty acid biosynthetic process. Gene Ontology annotation, molecular function: monoacylglycerol lipase activity; acetylesterase activity. The record is from RefSeq and is a predicted model, not a curated record. Lineage: Eukaryota; Metazoa; Arthropoda; Insecta; Hymenoptera; Formicidae.